Molecule: messenger RNA, 2435 nt
Organism: Fundulus heteroclitus (mummichog)
Lineage: Eukaryota; Metazoa; Chordata; Actinopteri; Cyprinodontiformes; Fundulidae
Gene: rbbp8
Product: retinoblastoma binding protein 8
Biological process (GO): double-strand break repair via homologous recombination; DNA double-strand break processing involved in repair via single-strand annealing
Cellular component (GO): site of double-strand break
Molecular function (GO): damaged DNA binding; flap-structured DNA binding; single-stranded DNA binding
Source: RefSeq, a predicted model, not a curated record
GGAAGACUUCCCAUAAUGCAUCUCGGUGCGCCAACUUCAAACCAGAGCGUAAAAAAAGACGUGUUGUUUACAGUCCAGCGUAGAAGUGUUAAAUGUGUCAUUUUGUCAAACUGUAGCAGCUUCUCCGAAUUCUUCCUGUCAAAGUCAAAGGGCGAUGAACAGUCCGGGAGACCGCAGCGACUCCGCCAGACCCACCGAGCUCUUUGAAGAGCUUUGCAGGCAGCUGAAGGAGUGCCAUCAAAACGCGGUGCAAGAGUUCGAGGCCAAAGUGAGCAAGCUGAAAAAGGAGCGCUGUCUAGAUGCUCAGAGGCUGGAGGUCUUUUAUAAUCGCAACCAGCAGCUCAAGGAGCAGAGCAAGAUCCUCCAGGACACCGUCAGUCUGCUGGAAGAAAGGGUCCGCGCAGGAGAGUGUGAUCGCUGUGCCGUCCUGAAGGAGAAGCUGAGAAGCAGCCAGGAUCAGAAUCUGGAUGUAAUCUGCAAACUGAAGGAUGAGAACAAGAACCUGGAGGAUGAAAACAGAAAUCUUCGAGCUGAACUGCAGAAGAUGAAGACCUCCCAAUGCUGUGUUUGUAUCAGGGCAGAACCCGGGGAGACCUCGCUGCAGGAGCCGGAGGACGCCGUCAUCCCAGACUCUCCGAUCUUCCUGCCCGUGGCGAACAAACUGAGGAAGCGUCAGCACUCCAACAGGAGAAAACACGUCCGUUAUGCAGAGACGCCUCUGCAGCCGACGCUCGGCUCCCUCUUUUCUGAGUUGAAGAAAGAGUCUGAUGGAGGUGCAAAGAAUUUUGGGAGAGGAGGCGUGCUCGUGCCAAACACUUGUGAACUGGACGCAUCUCAGAGCUCAAACGAGACGAGAGAAGGAGAGGGAGGAGGAGGAGGAGGAGGAGAUGGUUGCAGAAACCUGCGGCCUGGAGCUGCUCGGCAACCGUCAGCUGAGAACGGAGUUGCCUCCAAGUCAUCAAAGCAGCACCGACAGCGCCGGGCACCGCAACGUUCGUUUAAGGCAAGCUGGACAAGACCCGAUAACAUCGGGUCAGUCUGUUGUUUCCACAGGCAACUUAAAAUAAUCCUCUAUCUCUCUCUCACUUUAAGGCCUCUCUCGUCAUCAUUCGCACGGAUCCCCAGCCCAGACUCGACCACAGCGAGGUCGCCGUCUCUUCUUCCGAGCAUUAAAUGCUUCUCAGAGGAAGCCUCCGUCAGUCGGGCCAAGCGGAAGAAGGAGGAGGGUGACUGCGAGGUGCAGGGAGGCGGCAAAGCGGGGGUUAAAGUGGGGGUGGCCAAUCAGAGGGACGGCGAACCCUUACAGCCUGUAAGCAUCAGCCAGACCGCCGCACCCGUCUGCGAUCUUAGCCUUAAAACGCAGCAGCUGGACAACAAGGAUCCGUGCACACAAAGACAGACUCCCAACCAAAAGCUGGAUGUUUCCUGUGCCAGUCCUGCGUUCAAGAAGCCGCGCAGUAAAGCUACAGAGGAAGCAGGCGGGAGGAGGAGACCCCCACUGCAGGAUGGGAAACGGCUUCCAUCCGAAGACGCUGACAGGAAGCCCCCGGUGGAGCCUACCUGGAGCAUUGACCCUGCGCUCGCUUUGUCCAUGUAUGAGAGCCAGCAGAGAGAGGACCAGGAGGAAGAAAAGCAGCGAGCCGGAGAGCUGGCAGACACGGACUGUACCUGGGUCAGCCACAGCAUGCUGCAGCGCCGGGGGGAGGGCAGUCAGGGCGAGGAGGACAUGAAGCCUGGACUUGGUGAAAAGGCCAACGACAGUUUGGACAGGAUGUUUGACGCAACAACCUUCGGGGAGUACAAGUCCUACAACUGCUCGCACCUAGACCCGAGUCAGCACUCUGAUGAUGAAGAGGAGGAGGACGAUGUAAGGGAGGACGUUAACGAUCAAGAUCGCCCUGAAGCUGCUGCCGGCCACAGCGGAGCUCGGCAGCCGACGUUUGCUCACGUGGCCGUCGUCCGCAAGAAAGACGAGAGGAGGAAGCUGAAGGGCACCACGUGCAAGGAGUGUGAGGUGUAUUACGCUCACCUGCCGGAGGAGGAGAAACAGCAGAAGCUGUCGUCCUGCUCGAGGCAUCGAUAUCUCUACAUCCCUCCUUCUACCCCUGAGAACUUCUGGGAGGUCGGCUUCCCAUCAACACAGACCUGCAUUGAUAGAGGUUACAUCAAGGAGGAGAAGAAACCUCAGGCACGCUCACGAAGGCGUCAGCCGCUCAACGCUUUAUUCUCCCCGAAGCAAGGCCGGAAGCAAAGUUAAACUACAGACAGAUUUCCCUGAGCUGUACAGAACAGCGACGAGCUUUAAGGCAGAACGAGGACUUUCAUCAUUCCAGCUUGAUGCGUGACUCUUAGGACUUUGUGCUUCUUGUAGAUGGUGUAAAUAAAAUUAAGAGGUCUAAAACGAUGGAACUGCCUCCGAUCUUUAUAAAUUCAAA